Oncorhynchus gorbuscha (pink salmon) is the source of this 2672-nucleotide messenger RNA. RefSeq names its product CCM2 scaffold protein (gene ccm2). Gene Ontology annotation, biological process: heart development; vasculogenesis. NCBI's taxonomy places the organism in Eukaryota, Metazoa, Chordata, Actinopteri, Salmoniformes, Salmonidae. The record is from RefSeq and is a predicted model, not a curated record.
CUCAAAAUGGCGACACGGUAGAAAAGUUCAUGCUGUUUUGUCUGUUUUGAAUUCCCCUUAUCUUUUCCAUGUAGUUGUUUUAAUAAUAAUACCAAGUCACUGCUAUCUGACAUAAGGAAAUAAAGUGUUGGUUGUUUGUUUUUUGACAACGCGAGAAUUGAAUGUUAUCGAAGUUACAAACUGUUAUUAUUCCACACAUUUUAUGAUCACAGAAGGCCCACUAGCUAUGCUAUUUGUUUUUAUUUUUUACUUUGGGUGGAAAUGUCAAAGAUUAUCAGUGUGUCUCUAAGAGAGUUGUCAUGAAGAGGAUCAACACAUAGAAAUGGAAGAGGAUGUGAAGAAAGUGAAAAAGCCGGGUAUCGUGUCUCCCUUCAAGCGUGUGUUUCUGAAGGGAGAAAAGGGUAGAGAUAAAAAGGCUCAGGAGAAGACUACAGAACGCCGUGCCCUCCACACCUUCUCCCUCUCCCUCCCCGACCACCGCAUCGACCCUGACAUCCUGCUCAAUGACUACGUAGAGAAGGAAGUCAAGUACUUGGGCCAGCUGACAUCAGUACCAGGAUACCUGAACCCCUCCAGUCGAACAGAGGUGCUACAGCUCAUUGACAAUGCCAGGAAGUCCCACCAGUUGGCGGGUCAGCUUACUUCGGAGCAGGAUGCAGUGGUCAGUCUGUCGGCCUAUAAUGUGAAGCUGGUGUGGCGGGAUGGAGAGGAUAUCAUACUGCGUGUUCCAAGACAGGUCCUAACCACCCAUCCACGACACGCUGCCGUGGCAUACAUCCUGCUACACCUGGACGACUCACUGCACCUGGUGGUGCUCAAGACAGCCCAGGAGGCAGGUGUGUCCCCGUGUCCCAGUACCUGUCCUGACCUGUCGAAGUCCCAGACCCUCAGCUCUCUGUCUGAGAGUGGGGCUGUACUGGUAGAGGUCUGCUGUCUGCUAGUACUGGCUGUAGACAACAAGACAGCAGCAGAGGAGCUGUGUCUCCUUCUCAGCCAGGUGUUUCAGAUAGUUUAUACGGAGUCCACUAUAGACUUCCUGGACAGAGCCAUCUUUGACGGAGCCACCACCCCUACCAGACACCUCUCUCUCUACAGUGACGACUCUUCAAGCAAGGUGGACCUAAAGGAAUCAUUCGAAGCAGAGGCCAGCACCUUUUCUUUCCAGGGUUCUCUAGAGGCAGGGGGCGACUCUCCGUCCCCCACCUCCACCCCAGCCUCCCCUCAGACCAAGACAGCCAGCGAAGGAGAGCUGAGCACCACCGCCACAGAGCUGCUACAAGACUACAUGACCACGUUGCGUACCAAGUUGUCGUCUCAGGAGAUCCAGCAGUUUGCUACUCUUCUUCAUGAGUACCGUAACGGAGCGUCCGUCCAUGAGUUCUGUAUCAACCUUCGCCAGCUCUACGGGGACAGCAGGAAGUUCCUCCUACUAGGUCUGAGGCCGUUCAUCCCAGAGAAGGACAGCCAACACUUUGAGAACUUCCUGGAGACCAUCGGUGUCAAGGACGGUCGUGGCAUCAUCACUGACAGCUUCGGACGCUACCGCCGCACCGCCAGCUCCGCCUCCGACUCAACCACCAAUGGGAACGGGGCGGUGGGAGGGGACGGGGGUGGGUCUGACGAAGGGCUUGUGCCCUCCGAAGGAGACGAAUGGGACCGCAUGAUCUCUGAUAUCAGUAAUGAUAUAGAGGCACUGGGCGUCAGUAUGGACCAAGAGGGGUCACACCCUAGCCUCUAACCCCUACCAUCGAGCCUGUGCUGCAGUAUGUACCAAGAGGGGUCACACCCUAGACCCUACUCCCUACCAUCGAGACUGUGCUGCAGUAUGUACCAAGAGGAGUCACACCCUAGACCCUACUCCCUACCAUCGAAACUGUGCUGCAGUAUGUACCAAGAGGGGUCACACCCUAGACCCUAAACCCUUCUCCCUAUGCCUUAACUCAUACCCCCUAGUCCCUACUCGUCCUAAACCAAGAGAGAGGACGAUCCAGCCAGCCCAGAUCCAACCCCCUGAUGAUGACAUGCUGUGCAUUGUGGCCAAUCAGCUUUCAGUGUGAGCCAGCGUGGGGCCAAUCCGCUCGGCCUUUUAAAGAAAACUUUAUUGAUCCAUUCGUAGUGGUUUUUACUUUUAAGUCUCUGGAGUUUUGAUUGUUAUUGGCAGCAUCUGCCAUCAGUGACCAGGAUGAAGCUGAGUCGCCCUCCUGAGGGCAGCCAUCAUGAAUACCCACAAUGCUCUGUCUGGUGUCUCGCUUCACAAUGGGUGCGUUUGACAUUGCAGCCGACUUUAAAAGGCGAGUCGAGCCCAACUGAUCUACAAAUCACCUUAGAUCAUAAAAAAACGACCGACUCGAUAAUUAUAUGUGGGUCAAAUCAGUCCCUUCAUACAGCUUCUGCUGCUCUGGAACACGACCAAUCGGAGUCUGUGGGUGCGCUGUACAGGAAGUAAGGGUACCAUUUGACACGCAGACCAGAAGAUGUGCCUGGACACAGAAUAGUGAAUAUUUUAUAAUGACUUAGGUUUGUGUAUGUAGUAGUUAGCCUGUAUUUCUGUUCGUUAAGGUCAAUCAUUAACCUUCUAUACAGUCUCAGCCCUGUCUAAGACUGGGGGCGAGGUGGGGUUCUACUCUGCUAACAUAUGGGGUUCUACUCUGCUAACAUAUGGAGGUGGGGUU